Messenger RNA from Spinacia oleracea (spinach), 1675 nucleotides. RefSeq lists its product as uncharacterized. The record is from RefSeq and is a predicted model, not a curated record. Bases 82 to 1182 code for a protein of 366 amino acids. The transcript is spliced from 2 exons. NCBI's taxonomy places the organism in Eukaryota, Viridiplantae, Streptophyta, Magnoliopsida, Caryophyllales, Amaranthaceae. Gene Ontology annotation, molecular function: protein binding.
CAUUCCUCGCCAUAGCUAGUUAUCAAAUCAUCUUUAAACAUAAAACCUAAAUAUAUAACCAAAAUUAUCCUAACAGAUACAAUGAAAGGAAGAGAAUUGUUAGAUAACGAAAAAGAAAAGUCGAUGAAACUCUUUGACUUACCUCUUCUCUCCCCAUUGCUACUCGUUGGUCAUGAUCAACCAUUAUCGUUUGAAGUGACCACAACCCCAGAAGGAAGAAACCUAAUCCCUCGAGUCAUUAAUACAGACAUCAUGGUUUUUAUGGCUAAUCUUGAUUUACAACCAAUUCUAAGAUCUUCAUCUUCCUCACCGCGACCAGUGCAAUCUCAACAAAGCAAUGAGCUCCACAUAGCAGCAAGAUGUGGAAAUACUAACGAAGCACGGGAAGUUGUUCGCAGAAACAAGGAGUUAUUAAGGUGCAUGGAUUCUCAGGGAAACUUACCCUUGCAUCUCGCAGUGGCCAAUGGCCGUAAGGAUGUGGCAUCGUUUUUGUUUAAGCAAUACCCACAAGGCAUGUAUGCCUUGAAUGGCUUGAACAUAUCUCCUCUAUAUCUGGCUGUUCAUCGCAAGGAUAUGGACUUCGUCAACAAAAUGUUAAAACACCUUAGAAAUGAUGAUAAUGGUCUUGCCAAUUUAAGGAAUGGUAGAUCAAUCGUACGUGUUGCCAUUACGGACAAGAACUAUGAAAUGCUGAAAACCAUACUAGGUGAAUGUCAAGGUGAUCUAUUGCUCAAGUAUACCGAUAGUGAAGAUGGAUUAACUCCACUUUCUUAUGCUGCAUUCAAGGGUUAUGUUGACAUAGUUAGCUACCUUCUCAAAGACUUUCCAAAAUCUAUUAGUUACCUCAACAAAGAUAAGUCCAGCCCCUUUCACAAGGCAAGCUUAGGGGGGCAUGUUGAGGUCUUAAAGGCGCUCUAUUCUAUUCCGGAAGGUCGUAAAUAUUUAUUGGUUGUGGAUUCUCGUUAUCAAACGGUAUUGCACCUUGCUGCUAAAGAAGGCUACGACAUUGCUGUCAAGUUUUUGCUGAAUAAUUGCUUGGAUCUAAACAAGGGUAGAGAGCUACUCAACAAGAAAGAUAUUCAUAACCAGACACCCUUAAGUUUAGCAACAACUAAAAAAGUGCAAGAUUUUAUUAAGAGUUGUGGAUUCUCGUUAUCAAACGGUAUUGCACCUUGCUGCUAAAGAAGGCUACGACAUUGCUGUCAAGUUUUUGCUGAAUAAUUGCUUGGAUCUAAACAAGGGUAGAGAGCUACUCAACAAGAAAGAUAUUCAUAACCAGACACCCUUAAGUUUAGCAACAACUAAAAAAGUGCAAGAUUUUAUUAAGAGUUACAUGCUUCACUAGAAAUACAAUGGUGCUGCAAAUAGAUCUAAUACAAUCAUCAUAUUUCCAUACCUGUACUAGUUGGUACUCCGACUGUUUAGCUAGCCUCAGCUAGGUGUUGGUACUAUUUUUUUAUUCCCCACCUAUACUCAUUGUUGGUUUCUAUAUACUUCGUACUACCUCUCGUUUCAUAAAGUUUUUUACGCUUUGAAAAAUGUGUCCAAAAAUCAAAACUUUGAUCAUAAAUUCUCACUGUUAUAUCUAUCAAAAAUUAUCAUGAGAUACCUUGUUACAUUCGUCUCAAAAUGUAUUUUAUUAAUAUCAAAUUUUAUAAUUUUUUGUCAUACAAAA